GGAGGGAGAGAGGGAGGGAGGGAGGUCUCCUCAUGGAGUCGUCCGGGGCGGCGGACGUUUACCUCAGCGACGAGGCCUACGACCUCAGCUCGGCCGAGUCGGGCUCGUCGCUGCGCUUCUACAGCGACGCCGAGGGCGGCCCGGCCCCCCCCCCCGCCGCCCCCCCCGCCGCCCCCCCCCCCCCCCCCCGCCGCCCCUCCCCCCCCCCGCCGCCGGUCCCGGAGAGGAAACGACCCCCGCGCUACGAGGUGGUGACGGAGCUGGGCCCCGAGGAGGUGCGCUGGUUCUUCAAGGAGGACAAGAAGACGUGGAAGCCCUUCAUCGGCUACGACUCGCUGCGCAUGGAGCUGGCCUUCAGGAACGCCUGGGCCCGCGACGCCGACGACGCCGAGCGGCCGCCGCCCCCCGACCCCGUCUGCGUCCGCGGGGGUCUCUACGAGGUGGACGUGGCCCUCGGCGUCUGCACCCCCGUCUACUGGAACCAAACCGAUAAAAUACCAGUAAUGCGAGGGCAGUGGUUUAUUGACGGUACCUGGCAGCCUUUAGAAGAAGAAGAAAGCAACUUAAUCGAGCAAGAGCAUCUCAGCUGUUUCAAGGGUCAGCAAAUGCAAGAGAAUUUCGAUAUCGAAAUACCGAAACCCUUAGAUGGAAAGGACGUUGUCUACCACCUCCCUCCCUUCUCCCUUCCUUCUCUGUUCAAAUGGAGAGGAUAUAAGGAGAAUGCCGAUGGUGCAUGUCUUAAAAGAAAGCAUUCCCAAGCUGUUCAUAGUUUCAAGCUGAGCCGCAACCACGUGGAUUGGCAUAGUAUGGAUGAAGUGUAUCUGUACAGCGACGCAACGACGUCAAAAAUUGCAAGAACCGUUACCCAGAAGUUGGGUUUUUCUAAAGCUUCAAGUAGCGGAACCAGACUUCACCGAGGCUACGUAGAAGAAGCCACGUUAGAAGACAAGCCCUCGCAGACCACUCACAUUGUGUUUGUCGUGCACGGCAUUGGGCAGAAAAUGGACCAAGGACGAAUAAUCAAAAACACAGCCAUGAUGAGAGAUGCUGCACGAAAAAUAGAAGAAAAGCACUUUUCCAAUCAUGCAACGCAUGUGGAGUUCCUGCCGGUGGAAUGGCGAUCCAAACUUGCACUUGAUGGAGACACUGUUGAUUCCAUUACUCCCGACAAAGUACGAGGUUUAAGGGACAUGUUGAACAGCAGUGCGAUGGACAUAAUGUAUUAUACCAGUCCACUUUAUCGAGAUGAACUCGUGAAAGGCCUUCAGCAAGAGCUGAAUCGGUUGUACUCGCUCUUCUGCUCCCGGAAUCCGGACUUCGAGGCAAAGGGGGGUAAAGUGUCGAUCGUGUCGCACUCGUUGGGGUGCGUCAUCACCUACGACAUAAUGACCGGGUGGAACCCAGUACGGCUCUACGAGCAGCUGCUGCAGAAAGAGAGGGAGGAACCCGCGGAUCGGUGGCUGAGCUUCGAGGAGCGCCAUCUCCUCGACGAGCUGUACAUAACCCAGCGACGGAUGAGAGAAAUAGAAGAGAGGCUGCAAGGCCUGAAGUCAGUAGACACGACCAAAACACCUGCCUUAAAAUUUAAGGUAGAAAACUUUUUCUGCAUGGGGUCCCCCCUGGCCGUCUUCUUGGCCCUACGGGGCAUCCGACCGGGCACCAGCGGGAGCCAGGACCACAUCCUACCCCGGGUCAUCUGCAACCGGCUGCUCAACAUUUUCCAUCCCACGGAUCCGGUGGCCUAUCGAUUAGAACCGUUAAUUCUGAAGCACUACAGUAACAUCUCCCCCGUCCAGAUCCACUGGUACAACACCACAAACCCUUUACCGUACGAGCACAUGAAGCCGAGCUUUCUCAAUCCAGCAAAAGAACCUACCUCAGCCCAAGAGAGCGACAGCCUGUCAAGUAUCCCGAGCCCAGUGACUUCUCCGGUCAUGUCCCGAAGACACUACGGGGAAUCCAUCACCAACAUAGGCAAGGCGAGCAUAUUGGGAGCCGCCAGCAUCGGGAAGGGGCUCGGAGGGAUGCUCUUCUCCAGGUUCGGGCGGUCCAGCAGCUCCACCUCGUCGCAGUCGUCGGAGACGUCGUCGAAAGAAGGGAUGGAGAGCGGCGAAGACAAGAAGGCUCCCGGGGCCCAGGCGGUCGUCCCUGUCGGCGGACCCCAGCCCUUCCCUCACAGCGGCUCCGGCUUCCUGGAUUCCACAUAUUUCAGACUCCAAGAAUCGUUCCUUAACCUCCCACAACUUCUUUUCCCGGGAAAUGUAAUGGAGAAUAAAGGCGAUUUCAUCGUGGAACUGGAUCACAGGAUCGACUUUGAGCUCCGAGAAGGCCUGGUGGAGAGCCGGUACUGGUCAGCGGUGACGUCCCACACCGCGUACUGGUCUUCCUUGGACAUCGCCCUCUUUCUUUUAACCUUCAUGUACAAGCACGAGCAAGACGAGGACGAGAAACGGAGCCUGGAGCCCAUCUGAACUCUUCGAAAGCACUUCAGUGGCAGAAAACUGCACGUUCAAAAAGCCGCGGGUGAAAAGACGUGGAGGUUUCAGGUUUAACCCGGUUUGGAUUCGAUCUGGUUUCUAAAGAGCAAGCAAACUUGAAUUUCAAAGCACCUUAGUUUUAUUUGAAGCAUUUUUCCGUGCCGAAGAAGUUGAUUCCAAGUUCUCGUUCUUUUUCUUUCCAGUGUCAAUACCACGUAGCAUCACACAGAGAACUGUGGGUGAGGAAGGCUUGGGAGACCUUGUAUGGUAGAAAAUCAUAACCGCUCUUGGGUUUGUCUAGAGUAUGGAAAUGACUUAGUCGAUGACAUCUAACUUAUUAACAAAAUAUAUGUCGUUACAAACCCUAAACUGCCACGGUCCUGUUUAUUUGAAUGUAUCAGUAAAUGCCGAGGGGUGGUGUUUCUUUCCCUGAACCUUCGUUGAAAUCGUUUCUCCCCGUUCCGACUGAGAGGCCAGUCUAGCUGCAGGCUUAAAGGAUGUGUUCACUUCAUCUUGUUCUAGAAAAUUAAUGCUGUAAAAGCCAGAAGCAAAUGAACUACUGUAUUUAUAUAAUUUAUUACCUCUGACUAAUUGUUCCAGUGUAUGAAGCAUUACUUUUUUUACUGCUUUCUUUGGGCAUAAUUUAAGAACCACGUUUAUUUUCUACAGCAUUGAGAAACUUUUUCCUCAGAAAGACAUAUCUUUGUAUUCUUCAGAUGAAUAUUUGGACACAGUGGCACACUUUCAGUAUUUUUUUUCAUUAAAAAAGUUUGUGGUUUCACACAAAUGA
Molecule: messenger RNA, 3267 nt
Organism: Ornithorhynchus anatinus (platypus)
Lineage: Eukaryota; Metazoa; Chordata; Mammalia; Monotremata; Ornithorhynchidae
Gene: DDHD1
Product: DDHD domain containing 1
Exons: 14
Coding region: 33-2471 (812 amino acids)
Cellular component (GO): cytoplasm
Molecular function (GO): glycerophospholipase activity; metal ion binding
Source: RefSeq, a predicted model, not a curated record